AUGGAUGACCUUGCCCAGCUGCGGGAGCUGUCUGAAUCAGCGCUCGUCAAGCAGCUGUCGUCGCGAUUCUCCAAGGAUGUCAUCUAUACAUACAUUGGUGACAUCCUCGUGGCGUGUAACCCUUACCGGGAGCUGGGCCUCUACACACAAGCGAUGCAAGACAAGUACAAAGGCCGCGUCCCACGCACCGCGGUUGCCCCGCAUGUGUACUUUGUUGCCAACUACGCCUACGAGCGCAUGAUGCAGACCAAGACAGAUCAAAGCUUCGUCAUCAGCGGGGAGAGCGGAGCUGGAAAGACGGAGACAACGAAACACAUCAUCACACACGUGAUGGAGGUGUGCAAAGCAGGCAAGACCAUCCUGGAGACCAACAUCCUUCGCCUCAACCCGCUCCUUGAAGCAUUCGGCAACGCACAGACAGUGAUGAACGACAACUCGUCACGCUUCGGCAAAUACAUCAACCUCAACUUUGAUCGCACUGGCUCUGUGCUUGGAGCUGAGCUGACCACGUAUCUGCUGGAGAAAUCACGCGUCACGCAUCUACAAGACAACGAGAGCAACUUCCACAUCUUCUACUACGUCCUGGAGGGCAUGAGCGAAGAGAACAGAUCACAGCGCCACCUCAAGCCCGUAUCCCAGCACGCGUACGUGCGCAACACUUCAAAGAGCGCACACAACAAGAAGCGCAACAUGGAGCAGCAUUUCAACCAGCUGCUGGACAUGAUGUUCAACUUUGGCUUCGACGCGACGGAGAUCGAUGCGCUCUUUGAUGUCAUAUCCGCAAUCCUGCACAUUGGCGACAUUGCGUUCACACCGGCGCCAAACGACGGCGCCAGCGUCUCCUCAUCGUCGUCGCCCUCGCUGCAACACGCAGCCGAGCUCACAGGUCUUGAUGAACAACAACUGCAAAGCAUCCUGACAACGGCCGUCACAACAACGCGAGGUGAGCACAUUGUGCGGUUGCACGAUCCAACUGCUGCUGCAGACGCGCGUGAUUCCAUUGCGAAAUCGCUGUACUCGCGAUGCUUUGCGUGGCUCAUCUCGUCCCUCAACGACACGCUGGCGUGCGACGCGAGCGUGUCGCACCUCAAGGCGUGCAGCAUGGGUGUGCUGGACAUCUUUGGGUUUGAGCAGUUUGAAGAGAAUUCACUUGAGCAGCUCUGCAUCAACAUCACCAACGAGCACCUGCAGCGAUUCUUCAACCAACACAUCUUCGAAAUGGAGGUUGAAGCGUACAAGCAAGAAGGUAUUGAUGGCUCCGAGUUUUCGUAUCCAGACAACCAAGACAUCAUCUUUCUCUGCGCGGGCAAAGGCGGCAUUCUUUCUCUUCUCAACGAGAAGUCCCGGUUUCCACAAGGGAGCGACAAUGCGUUUGUGAACAAGUGCGGCGAGCAGUUGAAGCAGCACAGGUCCAACGCCUUCACGCCCGCCCGGUCAUCCCGUGAUCUCAAAUUCACCGUCAACCACUUUGCUGGCCAGGUCACGUACUCGUGCGAAGGGUUUCUGGAGAAGAACAAGGACAAGUUGGCCGACUCUGUCGUGCCAACACUCUUGCAGAGCCGCUCGGAGUUUCUUGUUGCGCUGUACACCGCACAACGCGACAUGGCUUCCGGCUUCAAGGUCCAGAGCAAACGCAGACAGAGUAAGCAAAGCGCAAAUCUCGCCACACUCUCCUCCUUCUUCCUCAAAUCCCUCGACGAACUCAUGUCUGCCCUCAACAGAACAAUGCCCCAUUUUGUUCGCUGCAUCAAGCCCAACACGGACAAGAAACCGCAUGCGUUUAACAGCAAAGCCGUUUCAAAACAACUCAAGUACGCCGGUGUCCUGGAAACUGUCCGGAUUCGCCAGGCCGGAUACGCGGUCCGCAUGUCCUUUGAAGAGUUUUGCAAACACUACCGCAUCAUCUUCUGCAAAGCCCACGAACAGCCCAACACGGACGCGGAAACGGCGCAACGCAUCUUGACGCUGGCUGGACUCAAGAAUUACCGCAUCGGCACCAGCAAGGUGUUUCUGAAGUACAACCACAUCGACGAGCUGCAACUUGCCAUGCGAAAGCACGCAGAGGCGUUGAGAUUUGUGCGGAAAGUGUGCAAAGGAUUCAUUGCGCGCGUGCGAUAUCGGGCAAUUCUGGCAGCAAAACGCGAAACACUUGAUGCUGUUGCCGCAUUGCUGACCGCCUGCGAGGUGCACCGCGAUGCCAUUGGAGAAUUCCGGAAGAAGCGGCGCGUGCUCGAUGUGCUGCUGGAGGAGACGAUGGAUGACGAUGAGCGACAGGGAGUACUGGACCGAAUCGCCGCCAUGGAUACAGCCAUCGACACGGAGCUUGAGAAGCUCAAUGAUGUACUGAAGACCAACGACGAGCUGCGCAUGGAAAUCAAGAAACUCAAGACACAAUUCGACAGACAGGAGCACGAAGCAGCGCAUGGCAUGGGCACGUACGAUGAGGAUGACGUGGAGGAUCUGUAUGCCGUUGAGCGCAGCGUCGAGGACACGAUCCCGCGCAAGCUUGACCCCGAGAUCAAGAAGCGGCUCUCUGUACAUGCACUGAAACAGGCAGAUGCGCCCAAGGAAUACACGGACACGAUGCGAAAGGGAUUCUUUGGAACGCUGUUUGGCCGGCGCAAGAAGCACAAGUCGCACAAGAAGAAGAAGAGCAGCUGAGGCAAUCAAUAGGUGCCGCUGGUCAUUGUGUGUGUCACCAACACGAGUUACUGUUGCGUGUGGUUUAAUGGCUCGGUUUUUGUUUUGUUGUCGUGGUUUUGACGCUGCGGCACUUCGUGCUGCAACUCUUGUUCCUGUGCAUACCACACCCACCACAGCCACACACGCACACCCAAGGACAGUCAUCAUCUGUAUUUUGGCACAGACGAAGAUGCACCUCUUCCCUUUGCUCCUUCUUUCACUCUUUGACACGUGCGUUUGUCAAUGAGAGAGACUUCUGUCAUGUCACGUCAUGUCAUGUCAUUGCUGGAUCGAACGUGCACGCCAGCAAGCAAGCAAUCAAACAACCAAUUCAAUCCUGCUCAUCGCCAACAACCGCCAGCAAAGCCACAACCACACCCCCACCCCCGCAUGACAGUCUUACUCGUCUUCUCGUUCCAACACAACGAAGUGGGAUCAAUGAAUGUACAUAACCAAA
Messenger RNA from Salpingoeca rosetta, 3139 nucleotides. Its product is annotated as myosin X. The coding region runs from base 1 to 2661 and encodes 886 amino acids. Gene Ontology annotation, molecular function: protein binding; cytoskeletal motor activity; ATP binding. The record is from RefSeq and is a predicted model, not a curated record. Lineage: Eukaryota; Choanoflagellata; Craspedida; Salpingoecidae. The transcript has 23 exons. Gene Ontology annotation, cellular component: myosin complex.